Acanthamoeba castellanii str. Neff is the source of this 2469-nucleotide messenger RNA. RefSeq names its product SH3 domain containing protein. The record is from RefSeq and is a predicted model, not a curated record. NCBI's taxonomy places the organism in Eukaryota, Discosea, Longamoebia, Acanthamoebidae. Gene Ontology annotation, molecular function: protein binding. The coding region runs from base 1 to 2469 and encodes 822 amino acids. The transcript has 10 exons.
AUGAAGAAGGCCGAGGGGCAGCACAAGGACAUCAUGGAUACCAUCCGGCAGAUCGAACUCAUGGAAAAGCGAUGGCGCGAGGCCGAGGCCAACCGGCACAUGGAGCGUGCUCUCGAACUCGAAAAGCGGAAACUGCGGGGCGGCCCCACGACUCCUUCUGCCGAACUUCCCAAGGUGGUGGCUGGAGGACUGCGCAGGAGCGCGAUGCCGCCGUCGCAGCUGCUGCGGCCGGGGAGCACUGCGACGGCGAGCCACGCGGCCGAUUCCUCCCCUCGGCCCGUUUCCAUGCUCGCGCCCAUGCCCCACCACCACCAACACCACCUGCAACCGCACCACUCGCACAGCCAGCCCAGCUUCCCCGCCGUCGCCCUCACCAGUGGCCAGACGGGUCCGCACCACGGGUCGACCAUCGGCGGAGCUGCUGCCGGCGCCGGCGCCCAGUGCGCAGACGACGUGACGCUCGAGAAUUUGGCGCUCAGGCGACAGCUGCAGUCGGUCACGCAGGAGAACCUCCAGCUCAAGAAGGACAUCAGCAGCGCCAGUGAGGAGAUAGCGCGGCUCAUGGCCAAGGUCGACGAACUGUCGCGCCAGUGGGCCAAGAGCAGCCCGCGCGUGAUCAGGCGUCCGACUACGGUGAUGCUCACGCCGCGGGCCAUGGCCACCAGCGGCGACGGCCCGGCCAACGGCGGGCAAGCGGCACCUCCGCCAUCGCGUCUCUCCCGCAAAGUCCUGCUCGUCGACCAAAAACUAAUACCCGUGUCGGUCAUCAGUGCGCCGCAGGACGAGUGGCGGCAAACGCUCAAGGCCCGCCGCCGCAUCUCCAUCGUCCCCAAGCGCUUCAUUCAUGGGACCGGCCGCAAAUGGAAACCGCCGUCGCUGCUGGAGGACGAGAUCGACUCGCUCGACGACAACUGGAAGCUCCUCUUCGGCCACGAAGAAUUGGAGAGUGUGUCGACGAAGCUGCAGAUGCGGCUGCGCGAUGAGAAUCUGAUGUUCGCCGGCCUCGAGCGGCUGCUGAAGAGCUACGAGAAGAUCGAGGACCAGGCCGGUGUCGACAAGACGCGGCGCGAGCUGACCGACCGCCGGGCCAAGAUCGACCUCAAGACCCGGGUCUUCGAGGAGAUGCUCGAGAAGAAGCAGGAGAUGCUCCACGCCCUCGACUCGGUCCCACCGACCGACUCGGAAACUGUCGACACCCACACGCUCUCGUCGUCAUCGUCAGCCACAACAACAACGAAAACGACGACGACGACGAAGAGAAGAACGACGAAGCACGAGGAGGUCGAGUGGGUCGAGUGGGACGAAGAGGAAGUCGAGUGGGUCGAGCAGCAGCCGCAACUGCAACAGCCGACGCCCACGUCAUCAUCGUCGCCGACUUCGGGAGGAGUGACGGCGUUGAGCCCUCAGCGCACCGCGGGCGCGCUGCGGCCGACGUCACCCCCGGCCUCGCCCGCAUCAACUGUGGUCGCAGGGUCAUCGAUUCCCCGCACGGCGUCCGGCACGCCUGUGUCGCCCGGGCGCGCAUCGCCGCAGAAGGGCGCAGCCGCCCGCCCGGUCUCUUCCUUCGCCCACUUCGGGUCGUCGCCCAGCCUCCCGAUCCGCCAGCGCGUCGCCGCCUCGCCGUCGCCGUCGCCCACCCAGUCGCCCGCCAAGCCCGCGUCGGCCGCCGCCGCGCAGCAGACCUAUGCCGCAGCGGCGGCCGCGUCGUCGCCUUCAACGUCGACAUCGUCAAACUAUAGUUCGCCGUCGAGGCCGGCGCUGUCGACGCGGGCGAGCUCGCGCCCGGCCGGCGUCACUCCGCCGUCGACGCCGCUGCCGCCCGUGCCCUCCGGAGCCGCCGCCGGAAUCGGAGCUAAAACCGCAGGAGUCGGAGUUAGACCGCAGCCGGCGCCGCGCCCGGCCUCGAGCUUCACGCCCUCCUCCUCGUCGUCGGCGGCCAUCACGGCCCGGUCGGCGCUCAAGCCCGCGCUGCCCGUCAAGCCCGCGUCGCUCACCUCGUCGCCCUCCUCGUCGCCCUAUUCGUCGCCCUCCUCCUCCCACACGUCGGUCCCCACGCACCACCGGCCCGCGCUGGGCUCGGCCUCGUCGUCUUCCUCUUCGCUGGGCGGACGGCUGGCGCCGGGCGGCGGGUCGUCGCCUUCAUCGUCGUCGUCGCCGCCCAGUUCAGGUGGCGGCGUCGGCGGCGCGCGAGCUCCGACAACGGCGACGGCGACAGCGACGAAUGUGCGGCCGACGCCGCCCAUCCGCGCACCGGCGGCGCAGCCCACCUACGGAUCGGCCGUGGUGACGCACGACUUUGUACCCGAAUCGCACGACGAACUCGCACUCACUCGCGGCGAGAAGGUGAUACUUCGGGAGCGGAUCGACGACAAUUGGUGGGAGGGCGAGGUGCGCGGGCAGGUGGGCAUCUUCCCGCACGCCUUCAUCCAAGUCCUCUCCCUCCCCGCCGCCUCCUCCUCUUCCUCCUGA